UAGUUGACCGAGUGCUCAUUCCAUUUUGGUGGCUCACGACCAUGGCAUCGAUCGGGCAGUGGUUGCGCGUAGAGCAAAGCGAAAAAGACCGUUUAACCGAGCUGGAAAGUGAUAUUGAAUAUCGACAACGAUGGAUCACGAUAAGAUUAGUGUAUGUGAGCGGGUUUCUGAUGUUUUUAUCGUUCGGUGUGGUGACGACGGGACUCUGGCCUUACCUACAGGAUAUGGAUCCGACGGUGGGGAAGGCUUUCUUGAGUGUCGUGUUUGCCGCUCCUCCGACUGGCCAGCUAAUUUUUAGUCCACUGAUCGGCUGGUGCUCCAACCGAUUAUCAUCGAUUCGAGUGCCAUUUGUCCUACUAACGGCUCUGUUUGUGUUCGGUAAUGCACUGUACAGCGUGGUAGAGCUUUUCCCCGUACCCUAUCGAAAGUACGUUAUACUUCUCUCGAGAUUUGUCUUUGGCGUAUCAACGUCAAUUAAUACGCUUAGUCGAGCGUACAUUUCGACGGCCACUAAGCUGUCCGAACGCACGGGAGCCAUCUCGAUGAGCUCGCUGGCUCAGACGUUUGGGCUUGCAGUCGGUCCCAUCAUCCAGGCAGCACUAUCAACACUCGGAAAGGAUGGAUUUAUGUGGUACGGUUUGCGGAUUAACAUGUACACCAUGGCCGGCUGGAUUUGCGCAAUCGGUGGAGUAGUUUACAUCGUACUGCUAAAUCCAUCCUGCUUCGUUCAUCGUACUAUUGCCGCACAAGAAGCGAUGAAAACGACCGGCUACAGCAAGGCAACGGAUACGUACGAGCCUUUAAAGAUGUUCUCCAUCUGGACAGUUAUGAUCGGUUACAGUGUGUUGAUGUUUUUCUACGUAUCUGUUCAAACGGCCCUUUCACCGAUAUCGCUAGAUCAGUUUGGGUGGAGUCACGAGGAAUCUCUUUACUACCUAGGCAUCUUACUCACAGGCGGCACAUUAUGCUCUUGUGCAGUGUUUUUGCUGUUGCCCCAACUAUGCAAACGAUUUCAAGAACACAAUGUGUUUCUAUUCUUUGCCAUACUGCCGCUUUUUAUCAGUCAAGUGGUAAUGAUACCGGUUGGAAGCAAAACCAUUCCUAUGUUUGAUUCGUCCAGCAACAACAGAAGCACCGCAGGUGGUUGCCCCAUCGAACAGGAGUGGUGCAAUUUUAUUCCUCCGAUCAAUCAAUAUCAAUUAACCGUUUCAUACACAAUGCUGUGUAUUUCGUUUUCGGUAGGAAUAGCUAUUAGUCAAACAAUUCUUUCCAAACUGCUCGGCACGCGUCCCCAGGGUAACUGGAUGGCGCUGUACACAAGCAUCGGUGGUCUAACACGCAUUCUAGGACCGGCAUCGGUCGUGGUGUACGUUCGUUUUGGAACGUACUGGUUGUUUGGACUGGGCGCUUCCAUUUCGGGCCUGAUACUCGUGUGGAUGUGGUGUUACAAAAGUCAUUUAAGAACAACGAAAAAAUCAAACCAAACAUCAGAAAUGCAACAAAUGACAGCUCUGGAAUGA
Messenger RNA from Anopheles maculipalpis, 1520 nucleotides. RefSeq names its product major facilitator superfamily domain-containing protein 8-like. The coding region runs from base 42 to 1520 and encodes 492 amino acids. Gene Ontology annotation, cellular component: lysosomal membrane. Gene Ontology annotation, biological process: transmembrane transport. The transcript has 3 exons. NCBI's taxonomy places the organism in Eukaryota, Metazoa, Arthropoda, Insecta, Diptera, Culicidae. The record is from RefSeq and is a predicted model, not a curated record. Gene Ontology annotation, molecular function: transmembrane transporter activity.